UCUGUUUACGAUUGGCACGCUUUUGCCACAACAACAAGUGCAUUUCGCAGCACACACCACCACUUUUCACAGCCUCGGCUGGUUAUUUUGGUGUACUCGUACCUUCUUUUUGUUUACAAGACCGCAGAGGAAUCGAGUCACCAAGGCCAGGCCCCAGUGCCCCCUUUCAUUGUUCGUCCAUCGCGACGAAAUUUCUGUUCUUUCGCUUUCUGAAUGCGCCCUACGCUUUUGUUGUCCGCCCGCCGUCAAUUCUUUAUUCAGACCCCUGAUUUUCCGCGUCGUUUGUUGUGGAACACUGUUUCCAGCCCGUCGCCAUGGAUUCAGAGGUCGACUCGGUCUUUGGCGACUACCAAGAUGAUUCAGACGGCUACUCCCCAGAAGUGAAGCCCAAGGCUAAGGCAGCACCCAAGAAAACCGUAGCUACGAAAGCCGGCAAGAUGGUCCAGACAACACUCACAACUGGCAAGGCCGCCGCGAAAAAGCGGCCAAAACCCGAGAGCGACGGCGAAGAUGGAGUCGCACCCCCCAAGAAAAAGAAGGCGCCCGCAAAGAAGGCGGGUAGCAAACCUCUCGUCGAGAUUGAGAAUGACAGCAUGGUGAUCGACGACGACGAGCCGGACGCCAAACCCGCCGCCAAGCCCAAUAAGACGGCCACCGAGACGUACCAAAAACUCACCCAGCUCCAACACAUCAUCAAGCGUCCCGACACGUACAUUGGGUCUGUCGAGCGCAUGGAUCAAAAGCUGUGGGUGUACAACAAGGGAGAGAAGUUGAUGGAGAACCGCACUGUUGGCUUCGUUCCUGGUCUGUACAAGAUCUUUGACGAGAUCCUCGUCAACGCUGCAGACAACAGCCAACGAGACUCGUCCAUGACCUAUCUCAAGGUCACCGUUGACCGUGCGACUGGUGAAAUCUCUGUGGAGAACAACGGCAAGGGCAUCCCGAUUGAGAUGCACGAAAAGGAGAAGUGCUACAUCCCCGAGCUUAUUUUUGGACACCUUCUCACUGGUUCAAACUACGACGACGACGAGAAGAAGACGGUCGGUGGUCGUAACGGUUACGGUGCAAAGCUCACCAACAUCUUCAGUCAGAAGUUCUCCAUCGAGCUUCAAGACUCCAAGAACGGCAAGCGGUACAAGCAGACUUGGACGGAGAACAUGAGCAAGAUGGAAAAGGCCAAGAUCAGCUCGAACAAGUCCGGGGACUUUGUCAAGGUCUCUUUCCUGCCUGAUUACAAGCGGUUUGGCAUGGAGAACGGGAUUGACGACGACCUGGAGGGCCUGAUUUACCGUCGCGUUUACGAUAUGGCCGGUACUGUGUCCGGCAUCAAGGUUUGGCUGAACGGCGAGCAUCUCAAGAUCAACUUCAAGACGUACUGCGAGCUGUAUGCCAAGUCCAUCGCCAAUGAGCGGGGUGAUGCCGCUGUUGAUGGCGAGAAGCCGGUGGCAAAGGUCGAGUUCGACCAGCAGAGACACAACGGCCGCCUGUGGCAGAUCGGCUUUACCGUCUCAGAUGGUUCGUUCCAGCAGGUGUCGUUCGUCAACAGCAUCGCGACCACGUCCGGCGGCACUCAUGUCAACUAUAUCGCCGACCAGAUCUGCGAGGCGCUCGGCAAGGAGCUGACCAAGAAGAAGAAGGGCCACUCGCUCAAGCCCUCCCACUUUCGCAACCACAUCUUCAUCUUCAUCAACUGCCUGAUUGACAACCCAGCCUUCAAUUCCCAGACAAAGGAGCAGCUGACGACCAAGAUGAGCGCCUUUGGCAGCAAGUGCGUGCUCAGCGACCAGUUCCUCAAGAAAGUCAAGGCUUCCGAGGCCAUCGCGAAUAUCAUGGAGUUCGCCGACAGGAAGGCGGAUAAGAUGAUGGCCAAGAGUGACGGCAACAAGCGCUCUCGCAUCAGCAACGACAAACUCAUUGAUGCCAAUUGGGCCGGUACUAGGCGCGGCCACGAGUGCACUCUGAUCUUGACCGAAGGUGAUUCAGCCAGAGGUCUCGCCGUUGCCGGCCGUGCCGUCUUGGAUCCCGAUCGUAUCGGCGUCUUCCCGCUCCGCGGUAAAAUGCUCAACGUCCGCGAUGCCUCGCUGGAACAGAUCAUGAAGAACAAGGAAAUCGAGAACAUCAAGAAGUUCCUGGGCCUCAAGCACAAACAGGACUACAAGGACGCCAAGGGUCUCCGUUAUGGCCACCUGAUGAUCAUGGCCGAUCAGGAUUUGGACGGUAGCCACAUCAAGGGCUUGCUCAUCAACUUCCUGGAAGUCCAGUUCCCCUCCCUGCUGCGCAUCGAUGACUUCUUCCAGGAGUUCAUCACGCCGGUGGUCAAGGUCUGGCAGGGCUCCAAUCCGAAGAAGCCCCAAAACCUCAAGACGUUCUUCAACUUGCCCCAAUACGAGACUUGGAAGGAGUCGCACAAGUCAGACUUGCGGAGGUGGAAGUACAAGUAUUUGAAGGGGUUGGGUAGUUCCUCCAACGAGGAUGCCCAGAUUUACUUCAAGGAUUUGGACCGCCACUUGAAGAAAUUCGACAUCUUGCAGCCCGAGGAAUCGCGUUUGUUCGAGCUGGCUUUCUCUAAAAAGAAGGCUGAUGCUCGUAAAGAGUGGUUGGGCAACUUUGUUCCCGGAACUUUCCUCGACGCGACGGCGGCUAGGAAGAGCUACACCGACUUCGUCCACAAGGAGCUGAUUCUCUUCAGCAUGGCUGACAACAUGCGGUCCAUCCCCUCCAUGGUCGACGGCCUGAAGCCUGGUCAGCGAAAGGUCAUCUAUGGUGCCUUCAAGCGAAACCUGGUCAACGACCAAAAGGUUGCUGAACUUGCUGGUUACAUCUCGGAGGUGGCCGCUUACCAUCACGGUGAAGUGUCUCUGCAGCAGACGAUCGUCGGUCUAGCUCAAACCUAUGUCGGCUCCAACAAUGUCAACUGCCUGGAGCCCAGCGGCAACUUCGGUUCUCGUCUUUCUGGUGGCUCGGAUGCUGCUAGCGCCCGUUACAUUCACACGCGGCUAUCGCCCUUCGCCCGGCGCAUCUUCUCCAAACUUGACGAGCCCAACCUCGAGUAUCAAUGGGACGAUGGCAACAUGAUCGAGCCCAAGGUCUAUGUCCCGAUCCUCCCGAUGGUCCUGGUCAACGGUGCCGACGGUAUUGGUACGGGUUGGAGUACAUCUAUCCCCAACUAUCACCCGAUGGAGAUUGUCGACAACCUAAAACGGCGGAUGGGCCGGUUUGACUCUAAGGAUUCAGAAGAGGGGUCUUUCAAGCCGAUGACUCCCUGGUUCCGGGGCUGGAAGGGUGUACUUGAGUCGGACGGCCCUAACAGGUACAAGUUCAACGGCAUCAUCAAGCAGGAUGAACAAAACCCGAACGAGAUUCACGUCACUGAGCUGCCUAUCCGGAUGUGGACCGACGAUUUCAAGUCGAAACUAGAGGACAUCCUUCGCGCUGAGAAGACUCCCUCCUUCAUCAAGGACUACAGGGAAUUCAACGAUCAUCAGACUGUCCAUUUCAUCAUCGAUCUGGAGGAGAAGCACAUGAAGGCAGCGCUGGAUGAGGGCUUAUUGGAGAAGUUCAAGCUCACAAAGGGCAUGACUACCACUAACCUCGUCGCAUUCAACACCCGCGGUCAAAUUCACAAGUACGAAAAUCCGGAGGAGAUCAUGGAAGAGUUCUACCACUACCGUUUCAACAUGUACACGGAGCGGAAGAAGCACUGGCUUGGUGUCUACCAUGCCGACUACCGCAAGCUCAAGAACCAGUACCGCUUCAUCUUGGAGAUCAUUGAGAACAAGCUCAUCGUCAGCAAGAAAAAGAAGGAUGUGCUCGUCCAAGAGCUUCGCGACCGCAAGUACGAGGCUUUCCCACCAAAGGAUGACAAGAAGGGCAAAUCUACCGACGAGGAGCUCGGCAAGGACGAUGGCGAGGAGGAGGAGACUUCAAAUGGCGCACGGGACUACGACUACCUUCUCUCCAUGCCUAUUUGGUCGCUCACCAACGAGCGUCUCGACAAGCUCAAGAACCAGAUCGCAGCCAAGAAGGCCGAGCACGACGAGCUCGAUGCCCUGAGCGAGAAGGACCUGUGGAUACAGGACCUGGACGGCUUCGUCGAGGAGUGGCACACACAGCUGAAGCUGGAUGAGGAGAUCACAGCGGAUAUCCGUAGGAUGGGUCGUCGCACAUCACGAAAGAUCGGUGCUGGUGUUGGAAGGGGCCGUCGCCUGAAGGAUGAUGAUGAGUAUGCGCCUGAGAAGAAGACCAAGGCCAAGGCUCCCAAGGUCGAGAAGGUCGAAACCAAGACCCACCAGAGGUUCACCGAGAAGUUCCAGGCAGCAGCCAAACCCAAGCCCAAGAACGAGCUCUCCGACGACGACGAUUUUGCUCUUCUUGGAAAGAAAGCGGUGGUCAAGCAAGAGUCGGAACCACCUGCUUCGCUCCCAGAAGCCACAAGCGGGCGCAACAAGCGGACGGCUGCGACCAAGUCCAAGUAUGUCUUGAGCGACGACUCCGACGACGACUUCAUGGAGUUGGGAAAACCUGAUGUCAAGGACGAGUCCGAGGCGUCUGAACCGGAGGAGGUUGUCGAGAAGCCAGUUAAGCGGGCUGCUACAAAGGCUAAGCCGUUGUAUGUGGACUCGGACCUCGAGGAGUCCGGUUCCGACGAAGUCAUCGAGAAGCCGGCAAAGCGGGUGACGGCACCAGCGAAGGCCAAGCCGUCGGCCGUCGUCGAAGACCUCGACGGGUCUAGUUUGGAAGAAGUUGUUGAGAAGCAGCCAACCAAGCGGGCAGCCGCCAAGGCUAAGCCGUCCUACAUGGAUGAGGAGGAUGACUUUAAUGAAUCCGCAUCAGAGGAGGUUGUCGAAAAGCCAACCAAGCGGGCGGCAGCUAAGGCCAAGCCGUCCCCGGUGGAUCACGAGGAUGAAUUUGACGAGUCUGGUUCGGACGAGGUUGUCGAAAAGCCAACGAAGCGCGCAGCCGCCAGAGCUAAGCCGCCCCCGGUGGAUGAGGAGGAGGAUGAAUUCGACGAGCCGGAGUCGGAUGAAGUUGUCGAAAAGCCAACCAGGCGAGCAGCAGCCAAGGCGAAGCGGACCUACAUGGAUGAGGAGUUUGGCUCAGACAGCGACGACGAUGGCGAUGACAUGCUCGGCGAUGUCGGCGCCAUGGUCAAGGGCAUAGGAGCCCCAGCCACUAAGGGUGGUAGGCUGAGCCUGUUCGCCAUGUCCCGGCCGGAGGCGGGCGACGCACCCAUCCCCAAGCUGAAGGCCAAGCAGUCAAGAUCUAUCCUCGAUCUCGACGAACACGACGACACCAACUACGAGGCCCUCGCUAUGUCCUCUCCGCGGAAAUCGAGCAAGCCAGACGAGGUCGAUGACUUCCUGUCCGACGAUGAGCUCCCCGCGGCACCCAAGCCGGCCGCAAAGCCCACGGCCUCGAAAGCCAAGGCUCCUCUCAGCGUCGUCCCGGCCGCCGCCGCCAAAAAGCGCGGCCGCCCGGCCGGAUCCAAGAACAAAGCCAAGGCCGACGACGCACCGGCUCCGGCGGCCAAGACCACCAAGGCCAAAACCCUCACCUCCAAAGCCAAGACCGCCGCCCUCUCCCCCGCGGCCAAGGCUUACGCCGCCAAGAAGGCCAAGACCGCCUCCAGGAAGGUCCUCAGCGACGACGAGGACGAGAUCAUGGAGGACGCGCCGGCCAGCCCCCCUCCCGCAGCCAAACCCCUCGCUAGGAGACCCGGGCGCGCCGCUGCGGCCAAGGCCAAGGCAAAGCCGACUUACAUCGAUGACGACGACGACGACGACUUUGUCAGCGCCGACUCCGGCAGCGGUGGGCGGAAGGGGCGGAAGGAUGAGAGCGAUGCGUUUGACAUGGACGAGGAUAGCGAGUAAGAGCGGAGAGGGGGGCGCUGGAUCGGGCGGUCUGGUUGUUUAUGAGAUAUGACUUCUCUCUCUGUCUCUCUCUCUUUCCGGGUUCGCCUGCUUUCUUGGUAGAUGGAAGAUGAAAGACGGAUGCCUUGUCGUUCUCAUUCAUUCCUUUUUUGGCGUGUACCCUACUUGGUUGGGACAAGAUUGGCUGGCUGGGGCGUUGGUUGGUUGGGUGGUGGCCUCCUUUGGAGGAUGGCCAGGAACCCAAGGAAGGGGCGGGUAAUCUCACAUCUUUUUGUUUGUUUCACAUUUUUUUCUUUCCUUUGUUCUGUGCAUCCAUUUAUUCCUGCUUGAAUG
This is a messenger RNA of Chaetomium fimeti, 6203 nucleotides long. Its product is annotated as DNA topoisomerase 2-like protein. Gene Ontology annotation, cellular component: nucleus. NCBI's taxonomy places the organism in Eukaryota, Fungi, Ascomycota, Sordariomycetes, Sordariales, Chaetomiaceae. Gene Ontology annotation, biological process: DNA topological change; sister chromatid segregation; resolution of meiotic recombination intermediates. Gene Ontology annotation, molecular function: ATP binding; DNA topoisomerase type II (double strand cut, ATP-hydrolyzing) activity; DNA binding. The transcript is spliced from 3 exons. The record is from RefSeq and is a predicted model, not a curated record. The coding region runs from base 315 to 5870 and encodes 1851 amino acids.